Messenger RNA from Colletotrichum destructivum, 775 nucleotides. RefSeq lists its product as uncharacterized. Lineage: Eukaryota; Fungi; Ascomycota; Sordariomycetes; Glomerellales; Glomerellaceae. Bases 219 to 626 code for a protein of 135 amino acids. The record is from RefSeq and is a predicted model, not a curated record. The transcript is spliced from 3 exons.
UGUAACCGCGCGGAAUGAGGCAAGAGCUUGUGGCGCCCGUGAUUCGGCCGUACUAAUACAUCGUGCCAUCCUCCAAGACGGCUUCUGUUCCUCUCUUUCUUCCUCUUACAAUUCAAUCAAUCAAAUUUCGCCCAUCUCGACAAAAAAGUUACAUACAGCCCAAUCGCUCCGAGAAACGACUAGUCACCUUCCUCUACAGACAUCCACAAUCCACAAACAUGUCCAAGUCCAAGGCUCCCGUCUUCCUCGGUCUCUCCGCCGCUGGUGGCAUCGGCUACUACCUCUACAGCGCAGGCGGCAACCCCAAGGCCGCCGAGGCCAAGUUUGAGAGUGACGUACACAAGGCAUCCGCUGAGGUCAAGUCGCACCUCCCCGGCGGUCGCACCCCCGACGCCCAGAACAAGGGCGCCCAGGUCGGUGCCAAACUGGACGAGGCCGGCGCGAAGCUCGACUCUGCUGUUGCUGAGGCCGACAAGAAGUUCUCCGCGACCAAGAGCAACGUUGAGGCUUACGCCAAGGACGCGAAGGCGGAGGCCCUGAAGAAGGUUGACGCCUUUGAUAAAAAGGUCGAGGACGAGGCCGCAAAGGCCAAGAGCGGCAUCUCCAGCUGGUUCGGCGGCAAAUAAGCUCGCAGGGUUUUGGCGUUUCUUCUUUUCAAACCUGUUUAUACGGGUCCAUCAUGACACGGGGCAUCGGUUGCGAUUUCAACUCGGGAAUAGGAGUCUUGUGUGAUAUGAACCAAUUCUAAUAGGUUGUCUCAAAUUCGCUGAAUAUA